Messenger RNA from Arctia plantaginis, 345 nucleotides. The record is from the annotation of a GenBank genome assembly. NCBI's taxonomy places the organism in Eukaryota, Metazoa, Arthropoda, Insecta, Lepidoptera, Erebidae.
AUGUCGCGGUGGAUGUACUUUUUGUUUUUGUGCGUCGCAGUGGGCGCGACAGAACACGGUAACGACGAAUGGUUGGAGGUGAACAUUGAACAAGGUCCUGUACGCGGACAACUGGAUUCAGGUGGAGAACUAUGGACUUUUCUGAAUAUACCUUACGCCACGGCACCGACGGGUAAACACAAAUUUAAGGCUCCUCUUCCACCGCCCACAUGGACUAAAACAUAUGAUGCUGUCGACAGAAGGAUUAUAUGCCCUCAAUUUGUAUGGAAUAAAGAAAACAAGGAUCCUCACUUUCGUUAUGAAAACCCGAGCGAUGUGACUGAACUUACUACACUCGACUCAUGA